AGGAGGGCGGCAUGCUCCCUCACACGACUACAAGGCCAAUGCUUUCAUCAUGGCCAAACGAGGCCGUGGUCCUCUUUUCUAUCCGGUGCAUUGACCCAUCUCAUCAUCAGCAGACAUUGAAUCAAUCCACGAGAAACCGAUCUGUAGACAAUGAUGGCACCUGGUUCAGGACAAAAACAAAGGGACUAUGACUAUCUCUUCAAGCUAGUGCUCAUUGGUGAUAGCGGUGUGGGCAAGUCUUGCCUGCUGCUACGGUUUGCGGAUGAUGCAUUCACCGAGUCCUAUAUCUCCACCAUUGGUGUUGAUUUUCGAUUUCGAACGGUGAAGAUUGAUGGCAAGACUGUCAAAUUGCAGAUUUGGGAUACGGCAGGGCAAGAGCGAUUCCGAACCAUUACAUCGGCAUACUACCGAGGCGCCGAUGGUAUUAUUAUGGUCUACGACACAACCAAUGUGGAGUCCUUUGAUCACGUGAACGAUUGGUUGAAGGAAGUGAAUCGAUAUGCUGCUGAAAAGACGGUGAAAUUGCUUGUCGGCAACAAAUGCGAUCGAACAGCCGACAAGGCAGUCACAGAAGAGCAAGCAAAGGAAUUUGCUGAUGAUUUGGGAAUUGCUGUGCUGGAGACUAGUGCCAAAAGUUCCAAGAAUGUGGAAGAAGCUUUCCUCACAAUGGCAGGCGAACUAGUGCGGCAGAGAGCUUCCCAGGGCAAUGAAAACGGCGAUAGCAAGAAUCAAGGCAUUGACUUGAAUGGCACGGCAAAGGACGGAAUUCUCAAAAAUUGCUGUUAGACAGCAACCUACAAUUCACUAUUUACUUCACAACACAUUUCAAUGAAUCGAAUCAAUCAUCAAUCUACAGUACAUCCGACACGACAAUUGAUAAGGUCUUUGGCUUUCUUGGUUGGAAUUCCAGAGAGAAAUUGCUGCUCUAUCAACACGAUUAUCUGAGUAUCUUUUGAUUUUUGCCAGCCUUGGAUGUCUUGGUUCCACGGGAAAUAGUUCUAGCUAGAGUGUCUGGUGGCCACAAGAGUAGUGUAGCCUACAUCCUAAUCAUUGUACUAGAAGGGCCGCCAAAAAGGGCAUUAUUAUGUU
Messenger RNA from Seminavis robusta, 1089 nucleotides. The record is from the annotation of a GenBank genome assembly. NCBI's taxonomy places the organism in Eukaryota, Bacillariophyta, Bacillariophyceae, Naviculales, Naviculaceae.